CAAUUGAAAGAAGGGUAAACUCUUAGCCCUAAUUUUUCUCUCAACGGAAAACUUUCUUCGCACAGUUACUCUGCCACGCACUUUCGCACACUUCAAUCGACACCGGCCAUGUAUGUACGGUACUGAAGGACUGCACUCAAUAGGAGUACGUGUAUAGCAAGGUAAUCACUUUGCUAUGAGAAUGUUUAGUAGUAUACACUGCAGUGCAAUCGCUCAGCCCGGUUGGAAAGCCCCCUGGAAUAUUUGUGUAUUAAUAUAUUUGAUUAUAUAUACAGGAUACAUUUUACUCCGUAAGUCGCUUUUCUUCUAUUCUAUUCUGUAAAGAAAAAGAAAGCAUAAACUAUCUCACAGCCGUUUUGCAGGCUUUCUUUAGGGUGUGAUUGGGAGUCAGAUUUUUGGGGGGAGAGGAAGGGAUAUGAGGGUCAAUGACCCCCCGUUUUGCGUUUGGGAGUUUUUUAAAAUGGAAGGAAAGUUUUUGAAGGUUUUUUAAAAUCCUCCUAAACCCCUCUAAGACGGACUUUUCUAAUUCCCCCAAAUCGGGAGGUUUCGAAGGACCAACCGAUCAAGCAACUAGCCCAGCUCUACUAACGACAAUCUUUUCCCAACUAUGGUAUCCGCUAGGAACCCUACCUGAAGUUUUUUCUCUGCUCGAUCAAAUCGCUAGGAACACUUGCUGCUUGAAGCUUUUUCUCUGCUCGAUCAAAUCGCUAGGAACCCUUGCUGCUUGAAGUGGAUCCUCUGCUAUCGACGCCACACCUUCACUACUUCACCGAAAUUCUCAGGCCAUAUCAGUGAAGGCAAAGGCGUGUGAAAGUCAAGCUUCUGACCUUUUUAUGUUAUUGAUUGGGAUAAAUAUAACUGCUAGUACUUAUUUGAAAUAAAAUGUGAGACUUAAUACGCUGAGAUAUUAUUGUCCUAUGAUGGUUAAAGUUAGUUGUGUUCCUUUAUACGUAGUAUAUUUAUUUUUCAUUUUGGUUUAAUUUUUUGUCAAAAGUAUGGGUAUAUAGCAAGUUUUUGGAUAUUAUACUUCAAUUAUUAAAAACUUUUUUAAUAAAAAAACAAUAAUUUUUUGUUUGCUUUUGUGAAAUUGAAAUGUGAAUUUAAAUAUUGUUAUUUAUUUAAAUAAUUAUUAUUCUCUCAAAAAAAAAUUAAAUAAUCAUUAUGAUGUUUUUUUAAAAAAUAUGACUUCAUUUUCUGACUCUUUUUUUUUUUUACUUAUUAGCUUACUAGUUGUUUUUUCAUUAAAUACGUAAUUUUUUUAUUUUGUGCACUGAAUUAUAUAAUAAUAAACCGUUUUUGGAAAUUUUAUAAUUUUUUAUUUUGAAUUUGAUAUUACCAUACUCUUCAUAAUUUAUAUAUGUAAAUAUUGAAGCAAUUUUUCAAGAAAAAAUAUCAAAGCAACUAUUAAUCUAAUCUAAAUAAUAAAAAUAUAUGUAACAUUCAAUGUACUAUAAUGUUUAUACAAUGAGAAAGGGGUACAUGGGUCAUUUUAAAUAUAUGUCCUCCAAAACCCUCCACUUUUGGAAUUUAUUACUCCCAAACAAGAGGAGGGAAUCCAUUUCCAUCUCCCUCCCCUUCCCUUCCCUCUACUCCCCCUCAAAGCCUUCCCCUUCUCUCACCCUCAAACUCCCAAACACACCCUUAGACUUUUAUGUAUGUUAGGUUGAGUUACUAGUCUAGUAGUCUUUAAUCCAAUAUGUCUCAAGAAAUUUAGAGAGGCAUUUUCUUCUAUUCUAUUCUAUAAAGAAAAAGAAAGCAUUAGCUAUCUCUCAGCCGUUUUGCAGGCUUUCUUUAGACUUUUAUGUAUGUUAGGUUGAGUUACUAGUCUAGUAGUCUUUAAUCCAAUAUGUCUCAAGAAAUUUAGAGAGGCAUUUUCUUCUAUUCUAUUCUAUAAAGAAAAAGAAAGCAUUAGCUAUCUCUCAGCCGUUUGCACGCUUUCUUUAGACUUUUAUCUUUGUGAUGGCUCCAGCUAUAUAAAAACUUAAAACAAACGCAUAAAGAGAUUUAUAAAGGAGAGGGGAGAGUACAAAGAAUCAAAAUGAACUAUUUGCUCUUUGCUAUUUUACUAGUGUUUCACUUUAAUAUGAGUAGCUCAAUUCUCAAAAAAAAAAGUGUAGUCUGGGGGUUUUACAUCUGGUAAUCCUUUUGUAUUUUCUCAAUUCUCAAAAUGAACUAUUUGCUCCUUUCUAUUUAAUGUGUUUGUAUUGUUUGUGUUGACAUGUUCAGAGAUGGAAUUCAAUGGUUCAUGAUGGACUUAUGUGUGUUUGUACAGCAUGUUAGAUCGAGUUGAACUCGUUAUUUACCAUGGCGGAACUUUCAUCAGCGUUCCUGAGUGCAUUUACAGAGGUGGUGCAGUAAACUCUAUCACUAUAGACCCGGAUUUGAUUUCAUACACCCAUCUUCUCAUGUUUCUAAAAGAGGGAUCGUAUGGCAACAUUGAAGCUUUGUACUUCAAAAAGGCCACAGGACCCCCAAGGCAGACAGAAAUGACCGAAGAUGUAGAGGGAAGUCUAGCCGUAGUGGUGCAAGUUCAACCCGGGGGCAGCCUACUGCUUCGACACCCGAAGAUGCACAUACAGAGGGCGGGAUGAGGGGUGGUACACCUAGAGGGCGUGGGGGGCGUAGAGGACGAGGGACAAGUCGGAGGGGGCAUGUGAAAGAGGAUUUGAUAUAUAUACCAAUCCUGAGUCAGGACAAACAACAUUAAAUCCAGGGGAAACAAGUGAGAGGGUGCUAAGUGAAGGAUGAGAAGCUCAUUGUGAGAUGUAUGGUGAACAAGAAAUUAUUGAUUGCUGGUGGUGGGGGCUUUGGUGACAUUUUGACUUGGGGUGUAGACAAGGCAUUGGGGUGUUUGCUGGCAGAUUUUUUUUUAAAAUAAAAACACAAUCCUUAACAAUUAUAUUAACUAAUCACUCAUACAUAGGAAGUCAUUGAUCCAACCGUUUAUAGCAGAUUUGGGGCCUCUUACUUUCACCAGGUUCCACACAAUAAUCCUCUCCAUUGGCCUUUAAGGUCAAGAUAAGUCUAGUGCAGUAGGCUGCUGCACUGCACUGGUUUAUCAACGGACCCACUAGAACAUACAAAGAGAAGUUCCUUGAUUUGGAAGCCUUCAAUAAUCAAUACUAUGACUCCUUCCUUAGAGAGAGAGUGUGAUAGUUCAUUGCUCCUGGGAAACUGAUCGGGUUCAGUGGGCUUCUUCCAACUCUCAGUUAACCCAUUUCUACUAAACAAUUUUUUUGAGUUGUACUCCUAUACAUAUUAAAUGAGUUAAUAAGGUCACUUUCACUA
Molecule: messenger RNA, 3288 nt
Organism: Cuscuta epithymum
Lineage: Eukaryota; Viridiplantae; Streptophyta; Magnoliopsida; Solanales; Convolvulaceae
Source: the annotation of a GenBank genome assembly